Messenger RNA from Knipowitschia caucasica, 1320 nucleotides. The record is from the annotation of a GenBank genome assembly. NCBI's taxonomy places the organism in Eukaryota, Metazoa, Chordata, Actinopteri, Gobiiformes, Gobiidae.
AUGGAUAACACUCAGGAGGAGCAGGUGAUGGAGCAGAUUGAGGUGGAGGUGCGGCUGCGGGAUGGGGCCAGCAGACUGCUCGCAGCCUGUUCCCAGAGAGAGCAGGCUCUGGAGGCCUCCAAGAACCUGGUGCGCUGCAGCAGCCGCCUCCUGGCGCUGCUCAGUGACCUGCAGGGGAGGAGGACCGCCCGGGCUCUGGAGAGCGCAGGACACUGCUCUUCUGAUGAGCCGCUGCCAUGUGUAGGAAAGCUCGCCAUCUCUGAUCUGCGCAUUCCUCUGAUGUGGAAGGACUCUGAAUACUUUAAAAACAAGGGAGAAUUGCAUCGCUGUGCCUUCUUCUGUCUGCUGCAGUGUGGCUCUCAGAUCUUGACCACUGACCUCCAGAUGGUAGACAGAACCUUGACAGACAUCUGCUUUGAAGACACAUUUGUCUUUAGUGAGGUGGCGCCUGGCUUCCUUCUGCGAGUGGAGCUGUACAGCAGCUGUGUGGCUGAGGAGGGCUCUGGGGGCUCCAGGCGAGGAAGCCUGGGGGUCACUGCCAUGGGAAACUUUUCUGGGAAGAAAAUUCGAGCUGCCUUUGAGUCUGCUGCAAUCUGUGGAUCAAACUCUAAUGGGAAAACACCAACUCCAGUCAUCUCAGCCCCUUCCACAGUGGAGCCAAAGUUUAACCUCUUGGCACAUGUUAGUCUGAGCAUCAAACACGUCCACGAUGGUUUCAAGACUCAUGACUUGACAAUAGUCACAACAGAUGAGAGCUCUUACUGGCUGCCUCUGUACGGGAACAUCUGCUGCCGCUUUGUGGCUCAGCCUCAGUGCAUGUUAGCACCAGUGUUCUGUGGCCAGCUCAGGGUUAAGAAGGGUUGUGAUGGUUGGGAAAAUGUCUACGGUGUCCUCCAGGGGAAGAGUCUCGACUGUUAUCAUAGUGAAGAGGAUCAACAAUCUGUACCAUUAUAUGAAAUCCCCAUCAGAAAGGACUCUCUCAUUGUUGUGUCAGAGCAAAGCCACGGCCGAGCACAGACUGUCCACAUCAGGGCACAGUCUGACAGAGGUGAUGUCAUCUAUACAAUCUCUGCUGAUGACCCAGAGCGCUGGAUCAAAGCGCUUCACCAUCACCGUGACAACCUGGGUCAGUGGCAGCAGUGUUGCACAGAAUUGAUGAAACUCAAGGUGACAUUUUCAUCAAAGCCUUUAGCAGUCCAGCCAGGAUCCCUCUAUCAUGAAAUUGUGACGCCAGCAGCACCCGCAGAAGGGCCAGCCGUGUCGGACCUGUCAGAUGAGAUGCACAUUUUGCUAACAUCCUACUACAAAAAAGACUGUUGA